CGGGCGUAGAUCACUGAGAAGCUUCACAUUCUUGUGGGGGACAAUGUGUGGACAUUGAUCACAGCAGCCCUGAAUGUUCCCCCUGCCCCAGGUACCCUCUGCGCUCUUUAGGGAAAACCCCUUGGGAGGUCCUGGACCCCAGGUUCGGCCUUUGUCUUUUGUCUGCAAGAUCAAUACCUUUACCAUGGAUGACGCAAAUGAUUCCAUCCUGAUUACCCCAACAGAUGAGUCAAUUGAGGAUGUUGUCAGUAAUGACUUCUCGACAGCUUUGGGCGCACUUAUCCUCAGUUUGGUCUUUCUUCUGGGUGUCCCUGGUAACCUCUUCAUCGUCUGGAGCAUCCUGGCAUGCACACGGCAACGCUCAGUCACCACCCUCCUAAUCCUUAACCUGGCAUGUGCUGAUGGAUUCCUAAUGGCCCUCACCAUCUUCUUUAUCAUUUACCUGGCCAAGCAGACGUGGAUCUUUGGUGGACCCUUGUGUAAAGGACUGUUUUACUUGUGCAAUGCCAAUAUGUACGCCUCCAUCUUUCUGAUCACAUUGAUGAGUGUGCACAGGAUGGUAGCUGUGAUAUUUCCACAAAAACUGUACCUCAUAACCAAAAAGGUUGUGAGGAGGGUGCUCAUAGGCAUGUGGGUCUUGGUGAUGGUGAUUGCUAUCCCCUCACUGGUGUUUCGAGAUGUGAAACAGGAGAUUGGUGAGGGACAAUCAAUACGAUUAGUGUGUGCACCCAAUCACACACUGCCUCGAAAUGUGAGGUUUCAGUAUGCCUUUGAGACAGUGUCAGGAUUUAUUCUUCCUUAUGCGGUCAUUAUAACAUGUUAUGUCCACAUCCUGAGACGGUUGAGGCAGACCAAGUUCCGCCGAAAGGUUCGCAGUGAGAAACUCAUCCUGGCCAUUGUGGUGAUGUUUGGCUUGUUUUGGCUGCCGUACCACGUUAUCAACAUGAUACAGGUGGCAGCUGAGUGGUAUGCAAAUGGUUCACCCACAAAAACUAGAUUGGACCAUAUCCAUAAGUCCAGCCGUGCAGUGACCUCAGCUUUGGCUUUCAUCAGCAGCUGUGCCAAUCCUGUCCUCUACACCUUCGCUGGAAAGUCCUACAUCAAAAAGAACGGCUUAGCCUUCAUGGCUAAGCUCUUUGAAGGCACUUCACAGGACCAGUUUGGAAACAAAAAGAGUCGAAUGGGCAAAGAUGCAGCAUGCAAUGAUACUGCUGGCACUUAUGCAGAAAAUGGAAAUACUCACAUUUCAACGCAAACAGACACCAAUUAAGUCUUAAAAAAAAUGUUGAAAGUUACACUUGGGAUAUGUUUCACCAGUUUUUCAUCCCACAAUGUGAUGAAACCAGAAACACCAGGAUGUCAGUGAAACAAACACAAGCUGUUUAAGGAUUUGCACCUUUAAUUUUUCUAACUUUUGUUAUAAUCUAAUUCUGAAAAAAGUCUUUCAAGAAUGAAAAAUCUUAAAUGUUACACUGCUUUCUUAAUCUAGAAUAUUCUUGAACUACUUUAUUAAGCAUAUUCAGAAAAAAGUUGGAAACCAGUUACCAUUAUCCAGAAUAUGACCCUUGUCAUAUUUUCUCUGAAACUUGUACUUCUGUAAUAUUUAGUAGUCUUAAUAGCCAGUGAAACAAAGGUUUUGAUGAGAACAUUUAUUAAUUUUAAUGUAUUUUUCAUUUAUAUAUAAAUAUAUUGCAAGUAGACAACCUGUGUUUUUACCACAUUAUCUAGUGCACAUAAAUGAAAAACUGUCUUACCCAUUCCAAUACUUUAUGUACUGUAUAAAGAUUUGAACCCCAUGAAAUGUUUUCUACAUUAAGCCCUGUGAAAAUCCUCCACAAAAGCUCACUUUUUUCCCCAGGCUGAAAAGCUGAUUUGAUCAUUGCAAUUACAAAGUCAUUCAUGGGACAGCUCCAUUUCUUAAAGCACUGGACAGUCUUGUACUUUUCCAAUUCAUGUAAUUUUGUCUGUUUUGUUGUGUUGUUUGUAAAUACCAAUACCUUGUUGCUUAGCGUAGAAAUAAAAGGUUGUUUUAAGA
Messenger RNA from Melanotaenia boesemani (Boeseman's rainbowfish), 2035 nucleotides. It is a transcript of the gene ltb4r2b, whose product is annotated as leukotriene B4 receptor 2b. Bases 74 to 1270 code for a protein of 398 amino acids. The record is from RefSeq and is a predicted model, not a curated record. The transcript is spliced from 6 exons. Gene Ontology annotation, cellular component: membrane. Gene Ontology annotation, molecular function: leukotriene receptor activity. Lineage: Eukaryota; Metazoa; Chordata; Actinopteri; Atheriniformes; Melanotaeniidae. Gene Ontology annotation, biological process: G protein-coupled receptor signaling pathway; immune response.